Messenger RNA from Arvicola amphibius (Eurasian water vole), 673 nucleotides. RefSeq names its product transthyretin (gene Ttr). The record is from RefSeq and is a predicted model, not a curated record. The transcript is spliced from 4 exons. NCBI's taxonomy places the organism in Eukaryota, Metazoa, Chordata, Mammalia, Rodentia, Cricetidae. Gene Ontology annotation, molecular function: thyroid hormone binding. The coding region runs from base 89 to 532 and encodes 147 amino acids. Gene Ontology annotation, biological process: purine nucleobase metabolic process.
GGAUCAGCAGCCUGGCUUGGGAGGCGGGAGUAUAAAAGCCCCUCCACUUGGACGCGGCCUUCACAGAGGUCCACUGGCUCCUAGCAGAAUGGCUUCCCCUCAUCUCUUCCUCCUUUGCCUCGCUGGACUGGCAUUUAUGUCUGAGGCUGGCCCUGCGGGCCCCGGAGCAUCCAAAUGUCCUCUGAUGGUCAAAGUCCUGGAUGCUGUCCGAGGAAGCCCUGCUGUGGAUGUGGCCGUGCAAGUGUUCAGAAAGACAGCUCAGGGAACCUGGGAACCAUUUGCCUCCGGCAAGACUGCUGAAUCAGGAGAGCUGCACGGGCUCACCACAGAUGAGAAGUUUGUAGAAGGGGUGUACAGAGUCGAACUGGACACCAAGUCCUACUGGAAGGCCCUUGGCAUUUCCCCGUUCCACGAAUACGCAGAGGUGGUUUUCACAGCCAACGACUCUGGCCAUCGCCACUACACCAUCGCGGCCCUGCUCAGCCCCUACUCCUACAGCACCACAGCCGUGGUCAGCCACCCCCAGAACUGAGGGCCCAGCAGCACCAGGAUCUGGUAGAGCAGUAGUAGCCCAUUUGCACUGAAGCAGUGAUUUCACUCGAUAAACUGUGUUAGUAACGUGGCAAAGACGCCAUGAAACAUUCCUAUUAAACCACUGGGCGUUUCAUUCAAA